This is a messenger RNA of Cherax quadricarinatus, 10115 nucleotides long. NCBI's taxonomy places the organism in Eukaryota, Metazoa, Arthropoda, Malacostraca, Decapoda, Parastacidae. The record is from RefSeq and is a predicted model, not a curated record.
AUGAUUGUGGAUGAUAGUGAUUGUGGGGAUGAUGAUGAUUGUGGAUGUUUAGAUGAUUGUGGAGAUAGUUUGAUUGUGAAUGAUGAUAUUGUGUAUGGACUGUACUCAGCAUUCAUGGGCUGCUUCAUGUAUGUGAUCUUUGGCAGCUGUAAGGAUAUAACCAUUGGACCCACAGCCAUCAUGGCCCUCAUGACCCUAGAGUAUUCUGGCAGUGGUGGUCCUGUCUAUGCUGUCCUCUUAUGCUUCACUUCUGGCAUUAUUAUUAUCACUGCAGGAUUGUGUAACUUGGGAUUCCUCAUCAACUUCAUCUCUAAGCCAGUCAUCAGCGGAUUUACAUCAGCAGCGGCGAUUACCAUUGCGUCAUCACAGCUUAAGGGCCUCUUUGGCUUGUCGUACUCCAGCGAUGGCAUUAUUGAAACUUACGACAAGUUCUUCCACAACAUUGGCAAGACUAGAUGGCAGGACCUCACCCUAGGACUCUCUUCCAGUGUUGUUUUGUUGAUAAUGAGGAGAGUGAAGGACAUAGCAGCUGUUAGAGUUCGAGCGAGUGACUCUCGCUGGACCCGGGUCUGGAAGAAGGGGGUCUUCCUGGUGUCAGUGGGUCGUAAUGCCAUCGUGGUCUUGGUGGCUCUGGUUGUUGCUUACUGCCAACGGCACGAGCAACCUUUCAUUAUAACUGGUGAGGUUAAGCCGGGCUUGCCGCCAUUCCAUCCACCAGCGUUCUCUGCUGACGUCAAUGGAACAAUGCUGACCUUCGGCGACAUCCUGGCUGACGUUGGUGCUGGUGUGGUCAUCAUUCCCAUCGUAUCCAUCCUGGAGAGUAUAGCUAUCGCCAGCGCUUUCGCCGGUGGUGCCACCAUCGAUGCCACCCAGGAGAUGCUGGCCCUGGGGAUGUGCAACCUGGCUGGGUCAUUCGUACAGUCCAUGCCGGUCACUGGGUCAUUCACAAGAACGGCAGUGAAUGCCACCAGUGGUGUUAAAACACCAGCAGGUGGUAUUGUUACUGGUACCCUGGUGAUACUGGCCCUGGCCUUCCUUACUUCUUAUUUCAAGUACAUACCCAAGGCGUCACUGGCGGCGGUGAUCAUCUGCGCUGUCAUCUUCAUGGUGGAUUACCAGGUGGUGCUGCCCAUCUGGCAGGCCCACCGUCUAGACCAGCUGCCACUCUGGACCACCUUUUUGACCUGCUUGUUCUGGAAGCUGGAGUACGGCAUCCUGGUCGGUGCCGGCGUCAACCUGGCCCUCGUCCUGUAUGGUUCAGCCAGGCCUAAGGUUGUUGUUGACGUCACAGCGAUGCAGGAUGGAGAUGACGAGGCCUAUGUCCUGGUGGAACCACAAAGUGGUUUGUUCUUUCCAUCAGUGGAUUACGUGAGGACAUCCGUCAACAAGGCCGGGUUAACUACCGCCAGCAGUAGAAUGACUGUGGUGGUGGAUUGUGGUCACUUUACUGGUGUUGAUUAUACUGCUGUUAAGGUGAGGUCACUGUAUGUCCCACAUCCAGUACUGCAACAUUCUCACUCAUCCUUCAGAGUACUGGUACUGUACGAGGCCUAUGUCCUGGUGGAAACACAAAGUAGUUUGUUCUUUCCAUCAGUGGAUUACGUGAGGACAUCCGUCAACAAGGCCGGGUUAACUACCGCCAGCAGUAGAAUGACUGUGGUGGUGGAUUGUGGUCACUUUACUGGUGUUGAUUAUACUGCUGUUAAGGUGAGGUCACUGUAUGUCCCACAUCGAGUGCUCUCAUCCUUCAGAGUACUGGUACUGUACGAGGCCUAUGUCCUGGUGGAACCACAAAGUGGUUUGUUCUUUCCAUCAGUGGAUUACGUGAGGACAUCCGUCAACAAGGCCGGGUUAACUACCGCCAGCAGUAGAAUGACUGUGGUGGUGGAUUGUGGUCACUUUACUGGUGUUGAUUAUACUGCUGUUAAGGUGAGGUCACUGUAUGUCCCACAUCCAGUACUGCAACAUUCUCACUCAUCCUUCAGAGUACUGGUACUGUACGAGGCCUAUGUCCUGGUGGAAACACAAAGUAGUUUGUUCUUUCCAUCAGUGGAUUACGUGAGGACAUCCGUCAACAAGGCCGGGUUAACUACCGCCAGCAGUAGAAUGACUGUGGUGGUGGAUUGUGGUCACUUUACUGGUGUUGAUUAUACUGCUGUUAAGGGCAUAAAGAGUUUGUGUAAUGAUUUUGAGAAGAGGCAUCAACCUCUGGUCUUCAUCAAUGUGUCUAAAGGAGUUAGAAAGGGAUUGAUGUCCCUCAAUACAGACAUCAAGAUUGCAGCAUCACAAGAUGAACUUCGCAGCCUCUUGGCUGUUUGUGGUGACAACACAGCUGGACUAAGCAACUCUGGCUGCAGUAACAAGAGCAACAUAAGGGAAGCAUCGCGUUGCGACAUACAAGAUCCCACAUUGACUGACCCCUUGCUUGAGGCCUACCCCGAGCCCAGACCAAGUGAAUGUCACCAGCAGACCUAGGCUUCCUGAUGAUAAUUGUGACAGGUUAUAGUGUAGGCCUUGGCACCUGUGUAUUUUUUGUAAAAUAAAAAUUUGUAGGCCUAUUUUGUAAGGUAAAGGUUAGAAGCCUAUGGUUGUAUCUUCAUAUUUUUGUAAAACAGAAAAUUGUAGGCCUGUUUUGUAAGAAAAUGUAAGAAACUGGAAGGCCUAGGCUUUGGGCCUAAACUAAAUGAAUGUCACCAAGAGACCUAGGCUCCCUGGUUGUAAUUUUGACAGGUUAUAUUGUAGGCCUAGGCACCUGUCUUUGUAUUUUUUGUAAAAUAAUUAUUGUAGGCCUAUUUUGUAAAAUUAAGAUUAGAAGCCCAAAGAUCUGCCUUAGAAGUAUUAUAAAUUAGAAAAUAUAAGCCUAUUUUGCAAGAGGAAGGCCUAGGCUCCUAUUUUUAACAAAGAUAAUUUAUUAAUAUACAUGUACUAAUAUUUAUAUUAUUACAGUAGGGCCGCACUUAUAUGGCGAGUUAGGUUCCAGGAUAUCGCCGGAAAGCAGAACACCAAUUUUUCCAUUUAUAAAUGCAUAUAAAUGCCAGACAACAAGUUUACACAAAAUUAUAUUCAGUUAAUAAUACAACUAGGCAUUAAAAAACACAAAAAGUAAAAUACAUACACAGUACAUUAUCCCAUAUUUGUAAUCUUAAUGUAGAGCGAGAGGUGAGUAGUACUUAUUUGUAGGAAGUCAGGUGUAGGUAGCCCUGGCUCCCCGUCUCAUACUUAAUAUACGAUAUUUAAAACCCAGAGAGGUAAAAUACACAUACAGUACACUCACUAUUUACCUUAAAAUAUGUGUAGUCUUAAUGUAGGAAGAGAGGUGAGUAGUAUUUAUUUGUAGGAAGUCAGUGUAGGUAGCCAGUAGGUGUAGCCUGUCUGGGCUACACCUACUGGCUACCUACACUGUUGCCCAGAGCCAUAUUAUUAGCAUCGGCAUACCUUGUUCACUGAAUUUAAUCGUUUCUAACAACUACCUUUAGAUGCUAUCAGAAACGAAUGGGGAAGUAAUGAAUAAUUCAUGCUGAAAAUUUUAAACAAAAGCGGAGUGAGGGAAUGACUGGGCCAAACACAGAUUCAGAUUCAUAAAUGUUUUCUCUAGUGCCUGACCAGAGAAAACGUAAUGUUGUCCCUCCACCCGGUUACCACACAGGUCCACAAGUAUUAUUAUCAGAGCACAUAUAAAAUAUGCAAUAAAUGCCAGAUAAGUUUACACUAACUUAUAUUAAGUUAGCAAUAGAAAUAGGCAUUAAAAACACAAUAAAAGGUAAGAUACACACAGAGUACACUUAUUACUUACCUUAAAAUAUUAAUAUUAAUGUGUGAGAGGUGAGUGGCAGGGUGUUUAUUGAAUAAAAUCAGAAUGGCACACCAUCAUCCUCUAACUUGACACUUAAAGCAAGAGGCUUACGACUCCUCUUUUUAUCACAGCUAAGCUUAGACGCCAUCGUCAAUGAGAGCCAACUAGUUAACGAAAGAGUAAAUGAGAGAGAGAACAAGAUACAGAGUUCAGACAAUAUAAGAACAUAAACUGAACAGGUAGUGGGUGAUCACUUGGUCAGGCGAAAUAAAUGCAUAUUAAUAUGUGUCUACUUUUAGUUCAUUCACAUACGUUUGUAAGAGUUUGUAAAACUUUACCUCACAAUAUUUUUUUUUAUUAUAAUAAUAAUUACCUCACAAUACAAAUACUCUUACAUUGUGUACAAGUUAGUAUAGAAUAAACAAACAGCAACACUCCCAUUCUCAGGCAACACACCAUUUUUAGAGUGAAUGAAGAUGAUAUUAUUAUUAUCAUAAUAAAAAAGUGCUAAGCCCACAAGGUUCGUGAAUUGGUAUAUAUAGAGUGAAAGCAUACGAAAGGAAUAUUUUUCUACAGUUAUCCCCCAGUGUUUGACUAGAGAAAACGUAAUUCUUCCGACACUACCUACACAGCUGCUUUGUAAACAAAUCUCAUAUUUACGUCAAUUUUUAUUCUGUGAGUGUAUCAUGUUUAUAUGCUAUGUAACAUGUUUCUUAUAUAAUUUUGAGGAAAGUAUCAUAGAUGGAUUAAUGAUAAUGUCUAUAUUAAUGUAUAAUAAGGCAUUUAAUGUGCCCAAGAGUGAUUAUUAUUAUGUAGUAUUGGCGUCAUGAGUAGAGAGACUCUUAUUGAUUUUAAUGUGUGUAAGUAUAUUUAGGUACAGGUACACAUAAGUAUAAUUAUCAGAGUAUAUAUAAAAUACGCAAUAGCUUUAAAACGCUUUAAAUUCUGGAAAGUUUCCAGACGCCGUAUUUGAAAGACCACUUGCCGUAUAGCAAAUUUUGGUCAUAAUUUGACAUUGCCAUAUUAGCAGAAUGCCAUAAGGUGAAACAUCGCAAGGCACGGCCCUACUGUAUAUAUUUUUCUAAGGAAUUUAUAUUACUAAUAUUAUCAUAAAUAUAUAUAAUUAUAAAUGCAUAAGUGUUCGCAAUAAAGCAAACAGAAUCUUUGGCUUCAUAUCAAGAAGUCCUCAGGUUGUUUUUCAACUCUUUAUAUCCUUGGUUAGGCCUCAUUUAGAUUAUGCUGCACAGUUCUGGUCACCAUAUUACAGGAUGGACAUAAAGGCACUGGAAAACAUACAAAGGAGGAUGACAAAGUUGAUCCCAUGUAUCAGAAAUCUUGGUAUAAACCUUGGUAAUAAAUACUGACAAGUUGGUUUAGAAAGACACAUAAGUAAACACUAUGACAUAUUUAUUAGAAAACGUUUCAGUCCUGGGACCUUGAUCACUUCUAACAUACAGAGGUAGAAAGACAUUAUAUAUAUAGGCGGAGAGUGAGGUGUGAGUGAUGCACGGUGACUUGAAGAAUGUCAUGUUGGGAUGAGGACCAUGAGAUCAUGUGGCUCCUGUGUUGGGUUGGUGGUGCUUAGCAGGCUAAGCAGGAAAGCAGACAUCGCCAGAAAGCAGAACGCCAUUUUCUCCACUUAUAAAUGCCAGGUAAAAAGUUUACACUAACAUAAAUUAAGUUAGCAAUAGAACUAGGCAUUAAAAACAAUAAAAAGUAAGAUACAUACACAGUACACCCAUUAUUACCUUAAAAUAUUUGUAGUCUUAAUGUAGGGUGAGAUGUGAGUUUUAUUUGUAUGAAGUCAGGUUGGGAAGUAUGGGUAGCCAGGAAGGGCAGCCCUCCCCGCCCCACCCACCCACACAUAAUGUAAACAAAUCAGGCGAACACAUCUGGUUUUCGUCACUUUACAUUGUGUACAAGUUGUCUCCACGUUGAUACAGUAGAAUAAAUAAAGAGAAACACUCCCAUUCUCAUGUAACACCAUUUUUAGAAGAAAUGACACACAGAGUGAAGGUAUAUGAAAGGAAUAAUUUUCUAGUUACCCCUAGUAAUAUUAUGGUGACACAUUUUCUCUGAUGUUGAACUACAAGGUGCCUGACUACCACAAGUUGCCUGACUACCACAAGUUGCCUGGCUACCACAAGUUGCCUGAGUACCACAAGUCCUACAAGUUGCCUGGCUACCACAAGUCCUACAAGUUUCCUGGCUACCACAAGUCCUACAAGUUUCCUGGCUAUCACAAGUCCUACAAGUUGCCUGGCUACCACAAGUCCUACAAGUUGCCUGGCUACCACAAGUUGCCUGGCUACCACAAGUUGCCUGGCUACCACAAGUCCUACAAGUUGCCUGGCUAUCACAUCUCAUAUUUAUGUUAAUUUAUUCUAGUGUGGGAUGUACAUAUUUAGAUAGAUUAAGCAAAAUGUUUAUAUUAACGUUUUAUACGAUAUUUAAUGCUCCUCAGAGUGAUUAUUAUUGUGUUAUUAUUAUUAUUAUUAUUUUCAAUAUUAAUAUGGCAUCUUCAAGACUAAUAAGACACUCUUAGUGAUUUUAAUGUGUACCUGCAUGCCAGCAGUGUGUGUAAGUUUACUUAGGCACAGGUACACUUACGUAUAAUUAUCAGUUAUAAUAAUAAUGUAGGUAUGUAGUCCACCUGGGGUACAUACCUACACCUACCUACAUAGCUACAAGAUAUUUAAUGUGGCCCAGAGACAUAUUAUUACCAUCGACAUACCAUGUUCACCGAGUUUAAUCGUUUAUAACAACUACCUUUACAAAGGGAGAGGUAAUGAAUAAUUUAUGCUGAGAAUUGUAAACAAAAGCAUUACGUAUUAACCCCUUGAGGGUCCAUGCCGUAGAUCUACGGCUUUACGUUGAGGGUCCAAACCGUAGAUCUAUGUCAUGAGCUCAGCUCACUUUGAUAAGCUGUGAACGGUAAAUUUUGGCCUUGAUAUGAGAGAAUACAUCUAUGUGGUAUGUGUGCAUCACAUAAAACAAAUCCUGCAGCACAUAGUGGAUAAUGAGAGAAAAACAACUGAGACCGUAAUUUUUUAUUAAAACAGCGAAUUUGCAGUGUUUUUUCGUAUGUUUUUUAUAGUUGUAUUUGCGAUUUCUUGGUCUCAUUUGAUAGAAUGGAAGAUAUAUUACAGAAAUAGAGAUGAUUUUGAUUGGUUUUAAUACUGGAAAUGGCAUGAAACUGAGCUCAAAGUAGCGGAAAUGUUAAAUUUUUGCCGAUGUUCAAGAGUAAACAAAUGACCUCACACAUCUAUACGUUCACAAAUGUGGUGAUAUUAUUUAUACAAUUAUUACAAUAUUGCAUAACAGUAAAUCUUCUAUUUUUUGGUUUGAAUAAAAAUUCAUUAUGCGAAUAAAAAAAUCAAAAUGGAAUUCAUUAGUAAAGCCUGAAAACAUAACUAAUGAACAGAGGAAAUGUUAGUUUAGUGCGAGGAAUUCCUGCAUUGUUUAUUCUGGACCAUAUUUUGAAAUUAGAAUAUUUUCAACUUUGCAUUAAAUUAGCCAAAUUACCAAAUUCCGAUCACUUUAUUUUGUAGUUGAAACAGUUGACUUGGCGAAUUCUUGUGCUCAAUCAAUAGAAUAGAAGUAAUACUAGUGAAAUAGCUAAGAAUUUGGUAAACUGGAUUAAUGUAGUUGGCCUAAAAUGGGAGUCAAAAUCCGCAAAAUCGCCAAUGGGUAAAUAUCGCUGACACAUCAAAAUUCGCAAGAGCAUAAUUUCAUCAAUUUUCCAUCAAAUUUCAUACUUUUUGUUUUAUUACCUUCGGAAAAAGAUUCUCUACCAUUUCAUAAGAAAAAAUAACAAAAUUAUUUUUUGAAAAUUCUUGGACCCUGGUGCACCCUUUGAAAUUUGGCCUCUGGACCCUGAAAGGGUUAAAGGGAUUGACGUAAUGUCUUCCCUCCGCCCGGCUACCACCUCUCCAUAGCAUAUAAACAGCAUGUUUAUAUACUAUGUAACGUGUUCCUUAUAUAAUUUUGAAGACAAUAUUACAUAAUAGAGAGAUGUGCUCAUGGAGAUUGUAAACAAACUGGGUGGCCUGUGCCGUAUUUGAAAGAUCACUUGCCAUAUAGAAAGUUUUGGUCAUAAUUUGAGAUCGUCUUAUCAGCAGAAAACCGUAGGGCAAAACACCAAAAAGUGGAUGGGUCUAUGAAGGAUGAGGUGAAUCAUAGAAUUGAUGAGGGGAAAAGGGUGAGUGGUGCACUUAGGAGUCUGUGGAGACAAAGAACUUUGUCCUUGGAGGCAAAGAGGGGAAUGUAUGAGAGUAUAGUUUUACCAACACUCUUAUAUGGGUGUGAAGCAUGGGUGAUGAAUGUUGCAGCGAGGAGAAGGCUGGAGGCAGUGGAGAUGUCAUGUCUGAGGGCAAUGUGUGGUGUGAAUAUAAUGCAGAGAAUUCGUAGUUUGGAAGUUAGGAGGAGGUGCGGGAUUACCAAAACUGUUGUCCAGAGGGCUGAGGAAGGGUUGUUGAGGUGGUUCGGACAUGUAGAGAGAAUGGAGUGAAACAGAAUGACUUCAAGAGUGUAUCAGUCUGUAGUGGAAGGAAGGCGGGGUAGGGGUCGGCCUAGGAAAGGUUGGAGGGAGGGGGUAAGGAGGUUUUGUGUGCGAGGGGCUUCGACUUCCAGCAGGCGUGCGUGAGCGUGUUUGAUAGGAGUGAAUGGAGAUGAAUGGUUUUUAAUACUUGACGUGCUGUUGGAGUGUGAGCAAAGUAACAUUUAUGAAGGGGUUCAGGGAAACCGGCAAGCCGGACUUGAGUCCUGGAGAUGGGAAGUACAGUGCCUGCACUCUGAAGGAGGGGUGUUAAUGUUGCAGUUUAAAAACUGUAGUGUAAAGCACCCUUCUGGCAAGACAGUGAUGGAGUGAAUGAUGGUGAAAGUUUUUCUUUUUCGGGCCACCCUGCCUUGGUGGGAAUCGGCCAGUGUUUACCUGGAGUUUACCUGGAGAGAGUUCCGGGGGUCAACCCCCCGCGGCCCGGUCUGUGACCAGGCCUCCUGGUGGAUCAGAGCCUGAUCAACCAGGCUGUUGCUGCUGGCUGCACGCAAACCAACGUACGAGCCACAGCCCGGCUGAUCCGGAACUGACUUUAGGUGCUUGUCCAGUGCCAGCUUGAAGACUGCCAGGGGUCUGUUGGUAAUCCCCCUUAUGUGUGCUGGGAGGCAGUUCAAAUUCAAAUUCAAAUUCAAAGUUUAUUCUCUAUAAGGAUUACAAUGCUGAGUUUACAGAAAUUUGGUUAUUGUUUGGUUUACAUGUAGUAAAAUUGUGAUUACAGAGUGUACCACUAGAACGCUUAGCAUGGCUAGGCAUUUCGGGCAUACUUAGUUUUAUUCUUAAUUGUAAAAUAUUACAAAUUAUGAGGUAAGUUGGUAUUAUGGCUAAGUGACUAAAUACUAGUUUGUGAGUUUAGCAAUGUGAAUUCUUUUGUUUUGGCACAGUAUAUAGUUUCAGUAUUGGAGUAUCACAGGAUUCAUUAUUUUAAGACUGAGAUUAAUAUUUCUGUUGAACAGUCUCGGGCCCCUGACACUUAUUGUAUGGUCUCUUAACGUGCUAGUGACACCCCUGCUUUUCAUUGGGGGGAUGGUGCAUCGUCUGCCAAGUCUUUUGCUUUCGUAGUGAGUGAUUUUUGUGUGCAAGUUCGGUACUAGUCCCUCUAGGAUUUUUCAGGUGUAUAUAAUCAUGUAUCUCUCCCUCCUGCGUUCCAGGGAAUACAGGUUUAGGAACCUCAAGCGCUCCCAAUAAUUGAGGUGUUUUAUCUCCGUUAUGCGCGCCGUGAAGGUUCUCUGUACAUUUUCUAGGUCAGCAAUUUCACCUGCCUUGAAAGGUGCUGUUAGUGUGCAGCAAUAUUCCAGCCUAGAUUUGAACAAGUGACCUGAAGAGUGUCAUCAUGGGCUUAGCCUCCCUAGUUUUGAAGGUUCUCAUUAUCCAUCCUGUCACUUUUCUAGCAGAUGCGAUUGAUACAAUGUUAUGGUCCUUGAAGGUGAGAUCCUCCGACAUGAUCACUCCCAGGUCUUUGACGUUGGUGUUUCGCUCUAUUUUGUGGCCAGAAUUUGUUUUGUACUCUGAUGAAGAUUUAAUUUCCUCAUGUUUACCAUAUCUGAGUAAUUGAAAUUUCUCAUCGUUGAACUUCAUAUUGUUUUCUGCAGCCCACUGAAAGAUUUGGUUGAUGUCCGCCUGGAGCUUUGCAGUGUCUGCAAUAUAAGACACUGUCAUGCAGAUUCGGGUGUCAUCUGCAAAGGAAGACACGGUGCUGUGGCUGACAUCCUCGUCUAUGUCGGAUAUGAGGAUGAGGAACAAGAUAAUAAUGAUAAUAAAAAUAAA